AUGCGAGCCAUCCUGCCUGGGCGACCUCAAUCCAAGAGACAGGCCCUUUGCACCGCGCAUUGGUGCAGUCUGCGUCUGGUCGCAUAUGUAUCCGGCAAUGCCGCUGUCAUCCUCAGCGGCCCUCAGUCCAUCCUCCAAACCAUUUACGUCGAUACUGUCGAUGCCCUCACUGCGAUAACCCUCGAAGAGACUACGGGUCGGAUAGCCCUCUGCGAUGCAACUCAUGUCUAUAUCUACAAACCGAUCGGCCGUGAAGAGGGUGUGCUGAGAUGGAUUCAGGUCCACGAGUUGAAGAAUCCCGAUGGACUGCAGGUGGAGUCCUUGUCUUGGGGAUCCUCUAAAGAACUCUUGCUCGGUGGUUCCAGACUUGUCCUCUGGCUCGUACCCGACGCUGGUUCUCCGACUAUCGUUUGGAAUCAGCCACUGGCAUAUCCCACCGCCCUUGCAUACUUUUCUCCCGACAGCAGCUUGAUUGCCUCGGUAGGCCGGUAUGACCGACUUGUCAAGAUCUGGAGACGCCUUUCGUAUGAGGUGGAAGGGACCAGAUUCGACGUUUCCUAUCUACCACACCCGGCUGCGGUAACGAAUUUGCAUUGGCGCAAACCAUGGCACGAGGAACAGAUUCUGGACAACCUUCUCUACACGUUUUGUUCCGACAAUCACAUCCGUGCCUGGACCAAUUUCGACCCCCACGCCCUCACAGCACUACAGCAAGUCAGUGAUAUCAACAUGAACUCUUCGAUCCAGCCACGGAGACUAAGCACCAAUCCUAUUAGCACCAGACGAUAUGCCUUCAUCAUUGACAGCCGUGACUUUUCGACGGCCACGGAAAAGGCCGUUGAGAACUCUAGUCCCAAAAAAGCGGACCAUGCCCUUGAACAUCUCAUUGAGAUCGCGAAUCGAAGUCCAGAGAUCUGCGUCGUCCUCGACGGACUGGGUCACAUGUCUGUGUGGGGACUGGAGAACGCUGGAUAUAAGAACAGAAUUCUUCCUUCUGUGUUUCACAUCUCCCAUGUCGAUGGCAUGAACGUCCAUGUUCCACAGCUGAGCGACCCAUUGGAAGAUUAUGUGCAAUUCUGCAUCUUCGCUGGUGGGAUGACCGAGUCAUCGUUGUCAAUUCUCCUCCAUUCUUUUGCGGGAGAUAUUGAUUGGUACGAUAGUCAGAUCACGCAUCUGUUUGACACGGCCGCGAGACGAGAUAGGACGGAACUGAUUUCGACAAUGGCGGGACACGGCACGCCAGUCCGGCGAAUUGUCCGAAACGUGGUCGGCACCGUCGUCCUGUCUGGUACAUACGACGGCAACACCAGCAUCUGGCAGCACGAAGGAAAUCUAUCCAGUGCUCCCCUCUUGCGACGGAGUUCGUUCAACGUCAAUGUGGAAAUUAAAGAUGCAGUCAUCUUGUCUCGUGGGAGAUACGCAGCAAUCCUAAGUAACCAUGGUCUCGAACUGUGGGAUAUCCGCGAAGCGAAAGCUAAAAGACUUGGAGUCUGGAAAUCUGAUGGUAAUCAUUUACCAGUUCGCAUUACCCAGAGUCGAAUCGCCAGCGAACGAGAACUUACCAGCCGCGUUAUCGUGGGUUAUCACGCGGAUGGGACUGUUGAAGCCUGGGAGCUGCUCCUCCCAGCGAAAGAACCAGGCGCGACAAAUGGUUAUCGCGAGAUGAUACGAUCGUUGGGAGAUGUCAGGCUACAUGCGCAAAACCGGUACAAUGCCUUGAUUUCCGUCUGUGACAAUAUGAGCACAAACAAGCGACCGGCCGAUCCUCGCGAGAUCCACGCUUUAGGCUUUGCCGCAGCACUUGCCAAAGAUGGCACCUUGGAGAUGGUCAGGUCUCAGGAAGAGCCAGAUUCGACGAAGCCACAUCUUAUCUCUGGUGCUUUGAUUGAAACCAACAUCCGCAAGCCAAAAGCGAUCAGUGCAAGCGGAUACGGCAAAAUUGUGGUUGUUAACGAUGACAGCAGCAGCCUUAGCAUAUGGGAUGCCAAGACCGGUUCGUGGGAGUAUGAACAUGAGCUUGAUGGGACGGACACUAUCCAUACAUUCGCAUGGGCUGUCUCGCCACAAGGCUUGGCCUUAGUCGCUGUUUGCUUUGACUAUCACAUUGUCAUCCUGGGUCAGGUCCGAUACGCUUACCCAGUCAGCGAACCGGCUUGGGUAGAUCUGCGACAUAUCAGAAUAAGAGACUUUACCACCCACUCGAUCGGAGACUUAUGCUGGUUGAGGAGCGGCGACCUCGUCGUGGGAGCAGGCAUUCAGCUUUCCAUCUUCAAGGGGUUCGCGAGGAGUCAUCACAAUGAAAACGCCAAACCUCUACAAGAUUUACGAGCAAAGAUGCGAAAUGGCGAAACUUUCGCCAUGAUGGCAAUGUUGAACUCAUUGGUCCCAGUCUUCCAUCCCACCUUUCUCGCACUGCUUACUUGCGUUGGAGGGCUCAAGGCUACCAAAGAUGUGUUAUAUCACCUUCACCGUGAUCUGAAGUUCUUCACCGAAGGCGAUGAGCUGUCGAGCUUCGUCAACAUUCAGCCUGACAGGAUCACCAAUGCGGAGAGGCCAAGUCAGACGAUUGACAAGCCGUAUUAUACGGCGAAUGGUGAUUUAAACGGCGAUGCUGAGAAUCUACUACUUUCGGAUUAUGCAGAAGGUCUAGACGACAACUUGCGACGAUAUAAACUGUGGCAAUUGACGAACGAUGAACAAGCCAGACUAGUGAAACAAGUCGAUGUGGUUUCUGAAAUAGAGAAACAAGAGGAGUCGGUGGAUGCCAACGGCCAGCGCUACCUCCAAGCUCUAUACACGUACGGCGAUGAAGGCGUUCCAUGGAGUGCCAUUGCGUUCGCCUCGUUGAGCACGUCCCAAGAAGUUCUUGUCGACCUGGUCACUCGCUUGUACGGUGGUAAACUCACUUGGGAAGCGGCGCGGAAGUCGGGACUGUUCUGCUGGCUUUCCGAUGUGGAAGCCCUCCGGCAGCAAAUGGAAAACGUCGGUCGAACCGAGUUUACAAAGCACGAAGACCGCAACCCGGUGGAUUGUUCGCUGUAUUAUCUUGCCCUUCGCAAAAAGACCGUUCUAUUGGGUCUCUGGAGAAUGUCGAUCGGGGUGCGAGAAAAGGAAAAUACUAUGAAGCUGUUGGCGAACAAUUUUGACGAUCCAAGAUGGAAGGCCACUGCGUUGAAGAAUGCAUAUGCGUUGCUAAGUAAGCGACGCUUUCAGUAUGCUGCUGCCUUCUUCUUGCUAGGAGACAGUCCCUGGGACGCGGUGAGUGUCUGCAUACAUCAGCUGCAAGAUCUGCAGCUUGCCAUUGCUGUUGCACGAGUGUACGAGGGUGAAAACGACAAGCAGCCUUCAACUUUGACAAGGUUGAUGGAACAAACCAUCCUGCCCAUGGCCGUCGAAAAUGAGCAAGGACGGUGGCUGGCAAGUUGGGUGUAUUCGGCGAUGCUUGAUCGUAAAGAUAUGGCUAUUCAAGUCCUUGUGCAUCCUGUGCACAAGAUCGUGGGUAGACCAUUACUCGAUGGGCAUGAGGAACCGGGGAUGGUCGGAUCACUCAACUAUGCCGCCAACGACCCUCUUCUGGUGCUGUUGUACACCCAAAUUCGCGCUCAACUGGCGAAGCAAAACCAAUGGCGCAGCGAGGUCAUAAGCGCAAAGGACGAAUGGGGUUUCAUCAUGCGUUGCGUGAGGCAGUAUCUCCACAUGGGAUGUGACGUGCUUGCCCUGUCCCUCGUUAAGGACUGGGAGUUCGUCCCUGAAAGUUUGGACAAGCAGACAAUAAUUGCAGCAGUGGAAGAGGUUCCGCCCCCGCCACCCAGCCCGGGCCUCCAGCGCCGCAAGACAUUCUACGAUCUGGAAAAGGAGGAAGACGAAGAGAAUAUCCCGCAGGCGGAGAAGAUGAAGAACAAACAGAAGAAGCCCCCUCCGACCAUGUUCGAGGAGCCGAGUGCGGAUAGUUUGCUCGAUAGUUUUGGAUUCUGA
Cladophialophora psammophila CBS 110553 is the source of this 3975-nucleotide messenger RNA. RefSeq lists its product as uncharacterized. Gene Ontology annotation, molecular function: protein binding. Gene Ontology annotation, cellular component: RAVE complex. Bases 1 to 3975 code for a protein of 1324 amino acids. Gene Ontology annotation, biological process: vacuolar acidification. The transcript has 2 exons. The record is from RefSeq and is a predicted model, not a curated record. NCBI's taxonomy places the organism in Eukaryota, Fungi, Ascomycota, Eurotiomycetes, Chaetothyriales, Herpotrichiellaceae.